Schistocerca gregaria is the source of this 1074-nucleotide messenger RNA. Its product is annotated as facilitated trehalose transporter Tret1-like. The coding region runs from base 1 to 1074 and encodes 357 amino acids. Gene Ontology annotation, biological process: transmembrane transport. NCBI's taxonomy places the organism in Eukaryota, Metazoa, Arthropoda, Insecta, Orthoptera, Acrididae. Gene Ontology annotation, molecular function: transmembrane transporter activity. The record is from RefSeq and is a predicted model, not a curated record. Gene Ontology annotation, cellular component: membrane. The transcript has 3 exons.
AUGGUGCUGGGAUGGUCAGCCCCCGCGCUCGAGAUGCUGAAGGCGGAAGCCGUGUACACGGACGAAGAGCUGUCGUGGGUGGCGGGCAUUCCGCCGCUGGGGUCGCUGGUUGCGAUGAUGGUGAUGGCGCUGACGCUGGACCGGUUCGGGCGCAAGGUGGUGAUGCUGGCGCUGGUGCCGCCGUUCGUGCUGGGCUGGCUGCUGCUCGCCUUCUUCCGCAGCAUCCCGCUGCUGCUGGCCGGCCGCUUCAUCACGGGCUUCUGCGGCGCCGGCUACUGCACCGCCGCGCCCGUCUACACGGGCGAGAUCGCCGAGAAGCAGAUACGUGGCGCGCUCGGCGUCUUUUACCAGCUGAUGCUCACCCUCGGCUUCCUGCUGGCGUAUUUUGUGGGUAAGUUGACCGGGCUGCGGGUGCUGUCGCUGCUGUGCGGCAUCGUUCCUCUCGUGUUCUUCGUGGCGUUCUUCGCGAUGCCCGAGUCGCCGGUGUACCUGCUGGACCGCGAGAGGCGCGAGGACGCGGUGAAGGCGCUGCAGUGGCUGCGGGGUCCCGCCACCGACAUCUCGCAGGAGCUCGCCAGCAUGGACGAGGUCUUGGCCGUGGUGAUGGCUAUAGCCCUCGUGGACCGAGUAGGUCGGCGGCAGCUGAUGAAGAUCUCGCUCAUGGGGGUGGUAUUCUGCCUCGUCGCUCUCGGACUCUUCUUCUUCAUGGAGGACCUCGAUGCGACGUCGGUGCUUUACUUUGAGUGGCUGCCGCUGCUCAUCUUAUCCGUAUAUCUGUAUCUGUUCACACUUGGUGCAGGACCUUUGCCUUGGGUUAUGAUGGGCGAACUUUUCCCAGCACACGUGAAAGGCGUCUGCAGCAGUAUCUGCGGCGCCUCCAACUUUGUUCUCGCUUAUAUUACAUGCGAGACGUUCGCUCAUCUAAAGGGUGUCCUCACAUUGGCUGGAACUUUCUGGCUGUAUGCGGGACUUUGUUUCGUGUCUGCAGUAUGGCUUUUCUUCUUGCUCGCCGAAACAAAGGGAAAAAGCUUGGAAGAAAUACAACAUAUACUUAGUAUACGAUUAAACAGUUGA